UUAGAGAGAGAAGAGACUGAGAGAAGAUGGGAUCCAGUGGGAGCAAGCAGGAGGAAAGCAGAGACUCACCUGCAAAAACGGGACUUCAGGGACCAAGAGGAGAGAAGAAGAUCCUCGACCUGUGUGAGACCGAGGAGCAGAUGGAGAAGAUGAGAGUUCUGCUUCUAAAAAAGAAAAUCAACCAACUUAAUCAACUUUCAUUGCUCCGGUGUGAAAUUGAGAGGAUCCACAGAGAGAGAGGAGACUCAGAGAAGAGGGGAUCCAGGGAGAGCAGGCAGGAGGAGACCAGUAAAGAGAGAGAAUCCACACCAGAGGAGAAGCGCUACGACCCGGAUGAUCCGACUCUGACCAUCGUGGCUGAAGAAGAUCAACUAGACUUUGAGUUGGACAACUUUCCGUCUCCCAGAGCUCUGAUGUCUUGUGGUCACGCCGUCACCCCGACGUCUCUCACCAACUGGUGCCGCCGGCAGCUGGACCAGGGCCAGAGAUUCUUUGUUUGUGGGAUGCCUGACUGUGAUGCUCAGUGGUCCUUUGAGGAAGUCCGUCAAAUGGCUCUUCUGACCCCUGAAGAAAUCCGAUACUUUGAAAACAAAAUAUCUGAAAACACCAGGGACUGCUUCAACACAAAAUCAUGUCCUGGCUGCCAGUCCACAGUGAUGAGGAGUGAUUUCACCAACCUCUGUGUUCAGUGCACGGUGUGCACCAAUGACGGCAGAAGGCCUUUCUUCUUCUGCUGGCAGUGCCUGAGAGAGUGGCGAGGCCCGUCUCCACGUACAGACCGCUGUGACAACAGAGGCUGCUUCAAUAAGGCCUUAAAGACUCUGAAGAACUGUCCAGACAUGACCUUCUCAGCGAUGCCGAGGGUCACCGGCUGCCCCUCCAUCCGGGCCUGCCCCUCCUGUGGCUUCCUGCUGGGACACGACCAAACCGGCUGCAAAUUCUUGUUGUGUCCUCAAUGCUGUAAGGGGUUCUGCUUUGUGUGCCUGAAGAACAAACAAGACUGCAUGAACACAAGUAAAUAUUUUGGCAUUUGCUCCAGUGGCGUGGCCCCAAGACAGACUUCUGUACCCAAGCUGAAGUGAGAAAAUUAGUGUGUUAACGUUCUGCUUGUGAUCUGACUCUGAUCCGGCUCUUAAGGCGCUUUCAAAUCUUUCAGUUUGACUCAAAUGAUGCUUUCAGCAUAACGCUGCAUUUUUUUCUGUAAACUCGGAAACAUGAUGGUUGUAAUAAGACAGCAAUGAAGUGGAAAAACUUCUUGAGAUUCAGAAACUCUUUUGAAAUGUUUAUAUUAGGGUUGUCAAAACCUGAAUUUUUAAAAAAUGCUGAUUAAUCACAUUUUUUCACAGUUAAUAAUCACGCUUUGAACUGCAUGUUUAAAAUUCUGUUGUUUUGCAUUUCGAGGCAGUUUUCAGCCCAGAACAUAAAGCAUUCAUCAGUCCAAACAAUCAGUUAAAAAGUUGGAUUUAAAGUAAUCGAUGUUUUCGGCAUUGCGACUUUCUGCGGUGACUGAUUUCUUAGCAGAGCGUCUUCACUGGGAAUAAAAACACAGACAAAGAAUUUUCUCUUUGACCUUGUUGUAGUUUCUU
Salarias fasciatus (jewelled blenny) is the source of this 1586-nucleotide messenger RNA. RefSeq lists its product as uncharacterized. Bases 27 to 1082 code for a protein of 351 amino acids. The transcript is spliced from 5 exons. NCBI's taxonomy places the organism in Eukaryota, Metazoa, Chordata, Actinopteri, Blenniiformes, Blenniidae. The record is from RefSeq and is a predicted model, not a curated record.